CAGCUUUUCACGCGUUCUGCACUCGCCGUCUGUUUCUGUGUAAGUGUUCCUGCCUAUCUGGCGUGCGUCCGUCCUCCGCUCUCCCUCUUCUCCCUCAGUCGACUCCAGAAUCAUGAAGGUCGCCAGUGGCAGUGCUGCGGCGGCUGCGGGCCCCAGCUGCUCGCUGAAGGCGGGCAAGUCGGCGGGCGGCGCAGGCGAGGUGGUGCGCUGCCUGUCCGAGCAGAGCGUGGCCAUCUCCCGCUGCGCCGGCGGAGCUGGCACGCGCCUGCCGGCUCUGCUCGAUGACCAGCAGGUGAACGUGCUGCUCUACGACAUGAACGGCUGCUACUCGCGCCUCAAGGAGUUGGUGCCCACCUUGCCCCAGAACCGCAAGGUGAGCAAGGUGGAGAUCCUUCAGCACGUCAUCGACUACAUCUGGGACCUGCAGUUAGAGCUGAACUCGGAAUCCGCCGUCGGGACCCCCGGAGGCCGGGGACUGCCCUCCCGAGCUCCGCUGAGCACUCUCAAUGGCGAGAUCAGCGCCUUGGCAGCCGAGGCUGCAUGUGUUCCGUCGGACGAUCGCAUCUUGUGUCGCUGAAUCGCCGCCUUGGGGGCGAGAGGAAAUAUGCUCUCUUGUACCCCUAAGCGUCUUGCCGGAGCUGGGAGGUGGCCGAGAAUCUGAGAUCCGCAGCCAUCGGGCGCUUGCUUGAUCAGGCGGAGGGCUGGGGGACUGGAGAAGGGGAAAACGACUCUACCUCCACGCCUGCCAGCCGCCGGCGUCUCAGAAUUUGGGGCGGGGGAGAGGUUCCCACCCCGUGUGUUUCUAUUUUUUGAAAAGCAGACAUUUUUUUAAAUGGUCACAUUUGGUGCUUCUCAGAUUUCUGAGGAAACAUAUUGCUUGUAUUGUAUAUUACAAUGAUCACUGACUUAGAAUAUUGUUUUACAAUAGUUCUGUGGGGGUGCUUUUUUGUUAUUAAACAAAUAUUUUAGAAACAGUAAA
Molecule: messenger RNA, 979 nt
Organism: Choloepus didactylus (southern two-toed sloth)
Lineage: Eukaryota; Metazoa; Chordata; Mammalia; Pilosa; Megalonychidae
Gene: ID1
Product: inhibitor of DNA binding 1, HLH protein
Exons: 2
Coding region: 113-577 (154 amino acids)
Biological process (GO): cell differentiation; negative regulation of transcription by RNA polymerase II; circadian regulation of gene expression
Cellular component (GO): nucleus; cytoplasm
Molecular function (GO): protein dimerization activity; transcription regulator activity
Source: RefSeq, a predicted model, not a curated record